AUGCCGCCGUCCAAUCAGUACUCUUCCAGCCUUGAGCAAACUGCCUCCUGUUGCUUCCCCCAGGUCUCAGCAUCAUUUGGUGGUCCUAGCUGCGUUGCCGUGGCGAUGUUCGGCCACAAGAAGAAAAGGCGCAGGCCGCAGAUCUCGGCGCCGCAGGACUUUCAACAUCGCGUCCACACGUCGUUUGAUAUGGUGACGGGACGCUACGUGGGUCUGCCGCCGCAGUGGCAGAGCGUCAUUGACACUCUGAGGAGGCCACGCCCCUUGGUGGACCCUUCGAGGGUAACAGAGGUUGAGCUUAAGAAGGUAAGGGGGAGGGCUAAUAUUUUUUUAUAUUCUCUUUAACAAAAAAACAUCAAAAUAAUAUGAUGACAUCAAAAAGCCUGAUUGGUUGAUGGUCUAAGUGAUCAGUUGAUCACACAGGUUGAGUCUGUGAGGAUGUUUUAGAGUGAUGGUAGAUCAUGAGGCUGGGGUAAAGUGUCUUGCCAGAAGUACCCCUGACUCUCUGAUUGGACCUCGAGCUCUACCUCUGAGCCACAGCCCUUGCUAAUGUGCUGAAAUUCCCUAAACUUCUAAAAUGGUUUCCGUAUGUCACCAAAUUACUCUUUCAUAUUUUCGCUCUCUAGAAACCAGUACACAAUUAAACUAGGCUUUAGUCAGCCCUCUAUUUAAAGCAGAUGACCCAUCCUUGUUUUCUAAUUAUAGACAAACAUCUGUUCUUCUUUGUUUCUCAAAAGUCUUAGUAAAACAUGUCUAUAAUCUUUUGCUGGAGUAUUUAAAGAAGAAGUAAACCUUCAGUAACAACGGACCCUUUCCUCUUAGUUUGAACUCUGCUGAUGUGGAGCUGACCUCUGACCUCUGUCACAUUGACCUCUGUGUUUACAGAGGCCGCUGAGGUUUACUGUUUGUCUGAAGUUCAGCUGAAGUUUCCACACAGGACUCAGACAAGGAGGACAUGUUUUAAAAGUCGAAGCAGAUCUAAAAAGUCAUUAGUGAGCAUCAGUGAACCAGGUUUAAAUAAAAUCUGAUUAAUAAGAUGCACUUAUGAUACCUUCCUUUAAAAAGUGAGCUUAAUAUGAGAGGUAUUUUAUUACUGGUAAACAGGGUUCUCCAUGCACAGGGGGAUAACAUACACAGGUGAUGGGAUACAACAAUCAAAACAUAAAUGGCUGCACACUUAUACCUACAAAUAAAAACAUGCAAAAGCCUUGAUUGUACUUUAGGAACCCGACAAAGUUAUAGAAAUAUAUUAUAGUUAUGAUGAUUCACCCAGAGGAUGAAUAGUGAAGUGGUAAACAACCACUUGACAACUGAACCAUGUUGAAAAGUGCUUCUUAGUAACAUUUUCCACCCCCAUAUUCAGUCAGAGAAAACAGACUUAUACUAUUUAGUAAAUAAUUUUGUAUAUUAUAGUAUAGUGAAUGGAAAUCAGCAUCUGGAGAAGGUAUAAGUCUUAGCAAAUAGGUCACAUGUGGUGGGUUUGUCCUUCAUCACACAGGUAGUUGGAGGGAUGGCCACAGUUUCUAUAAUGAUCUCCACAGUCACACAGAAACUGAACAUCAGGGACUGUAUUACCAUAAAAACAUGAUUUAAACCCUUUUUAAUCCCCUAAAAAAUGACCAUGUCUUACUUCCAAGAGUAACUUUGUCUAUUAUAUUAUAUAAUUUGUUGUCUAUGUCUUUCUAGUAUUCAUUAUUAAUACAGUUUCAACCACAACACAUUUAUUCCAUGAGUCAAAAUCCUGUAGCUCAUUUUUUAAUGCAUCACAGUUUAAACUUUACAAACUGACUUCCCCUUCAUAUCAGAAAUUUGAGACUACAGAUCAAAUUAACUCUUGUUUUUAUUCAUUAUCUCUCAAUCUCUGAUUUUCUAACGUUUCUCUCUGUAGAAAAUCGUACGGGGCAGCUUCAUUGGUCAUGAGGACUACAUUUCCCACGUCAUCUCUGAGAUGACACGUCUGUCCGUCUCCAGCUCCAACUCUCUGCGCCGCAGCAGCCCAUCGGCACGGAAACGGGCUCGCUCUCUGGGGCGCCUGGGAGAGCUGGCAGAGACUGAGCCGUAUCAGUAUGAAGAGCUCAAUCACCACAGUGAUGAUGUGAAGACAGGUAGGAGUGCCACCUACUGGCAGGACCGGAUAAGACAGGUACGCAGCGAGAGCGGUAGCCCCAAACUGAACGGAACUCUGCAGAGGGCCAAGUCCACCUGUGAGGUGGCAACUGAGGCCAUGCCCCCUACACCUGUGAAUCCUCAGAGGACAGGUGGGACAGUAAAAACAGGUGGACAGUAUGCUCGUAGUGAAGGGGCAGCACUAAAAAAGAGGCCGACUUCCUUCCAUAACAACAUCCAGACUGCAGAGGCGAGGAACAGAGCUUACCUGAGACAGAAAGCAGCUGCCAACUACCUGCCUGACCUGCUGAGCACCUCCAGAGAAACUGCCAGGAGACCUCACUCCACCUAUGACCUCAAGGUGAGAAUCAGAACUACAGGGAUAAGCAGAACCAGACCAAGAGCAAGAGCCAGAGCCAGGGUUACAUAUCAGUAAUCUGUCUUCAUGCCAAGCAGACAUCUAAUGAAGGAUAAAAGUCCCACUAUCAAAACUUUUAAACAUUAUUCAGGGAAAUAAUCUCAGUAUUUGUUUAUCUUGAUGGUGUAGUUAAAGCUAUAGUUGGUGAAGUAAGUUUCUGUUUCUUUGUCUCCAUCUGGUGGUCCCAAACUUUGCCCUUUCUUUGAGAUUCCUACAAAAUCCUGCUCCCUUAAGAAAAGGUGUAAUAUGAUGUUCUUGUCCCCCCUUCCCCAGAUGACCUCCCCCUCCUCCCCUUUCCUGCUGCCCCCACCAAACAGCACCAGCAGUCCUCUGGUCACCGGUCGUGGUUUACCUCGCCGCACACUACGCCCCUCCUCCAGCUUCAAUAUUGGAGCUAACCCAAGACUACAGACCCCCCCAGUCCAGGACUUCACCUCUCAACGCCGCCCCUCCCCCACAGGCUCCCCAGGUUGUCCCCCCUCCUCCAACCUCUGCCCUUCCUCCACCCAACAAACAGUGACUGAUGGAAGUGGAAAGGUAACUCAUGAGCAGUUUAAGGCGGCGCUGCAGAUGGUGGUGGACCCAGGUGACCCGAGGACGACUCUGGAGAACUUUGUGAAGAUCGGGGAGGGGUCGACAGGUGUGGUGUGCAUCGCCAGGGAGCGACACAGCGGGCGGCAGGUGGCAGUGAAGAUGAUGGACCUGAGGAAGCAGCAGCGCAGGGAGCUGCUCUUCAAUGAGGUACACACUACCAAGAGUACUUUUAUUCAGAAGUCUUUAAUCAUAAUUACCCAAAAUCUGAAAGUCUGGACAGAGUUUGAUAGUUUCAAAUUUAUUUAAAGCUUUUAGUUAAAAACAGUUCCGGCAACUCUGUUUCAAAAAAGUCUGGACUGUGACAACACAAAACUCAAAAGGCUUCCAGUGAUUCACAAAAUAUCACCAACAUUUUUACAUAACUUAACAGCUUUCAUAGGAUUAAGGUUGUACAUACCUGAACAUACCUUUCCCUGUGUGUCUCAGGUGGUUAUCAUGAGGGACUACCGGCAUCAGAAUGUGGUGGAGAUGUUCCGCAGCGCUCUGGUGGAGGAAGAGCUCUGGGUCAUCAUGGAGUACCUGCAGGGCGGCGCUCUUACACAUAUCGUCAGUGAGACCAGGUGAGUGGCAGUAACAGACCCCUGUAUGUAUUUUGUAUGUCUGUUUUUAGAUAUCAUAGUUUUAAACAGUGUGUGAAUGUCUGUGUGUGUUCAGGCUGAAUGAGGAGCAGACAGCGACAGUGUGUGAAGGCGUCCUGCAGGCGUUAUCUUACCUUCACGCUCAGGGAGUUAUCCACAGAGACAUCAAGAGUGACUCCAUCCUGCUGACACUGGACGGAAGGGUAAAACACAUACACAGUCAUUAUGAGUAUUCACCUAAUUUCAAAUACAGUCUGUUUUGACCAAGCAGUAAACAUCAGGACUUAAAAAUUAACAUUUAAAUCCCAAAAACCGCAGUUCCAUAAGUGUCCACUAGAGGCUGUCUUUGAAAGUGAGUCGGUCCCCAUAGAGUCCCAUGCAAAAAUCAGUCUCCAAUUUCUUGUUUGGUUCAGAGCAGUUUGGUGCAGUUCUCCAGGGUUGAUACGAUUAAUCCUGAUCUUAAUUUUGUUGCGUUUCCACAGCAGAUUGUAGCCAACGCUGGUGCGCCACGCAGAAAGCAUGUUGGCUGCAUGAUGUUUUGCAACAGAUUAGAAUACAAAUAACUGCAAGUGUUAUUGCUCGACCCAGAUGAUUUAUCACUGUAAGAAACAGUGGUACAGUGAUAUUUAAAUAUCAAGUUGAUGUUAUUAAGAGACAUGCCAAUCAUAAGAGUCUGUUUGUAUUGCUGAGCAAAGCUGAAACUAAGCUACGCCCUGAAAACAAACCAACAGAGUAAACAGUCCUGUCUUUUACUGAUUAACUCUAAAUAAGCUUACCCCAGUUGGUUUAGUUUGAUGGUUUAACACAGAGCAUCUCAGACACUUACAGUCUGGUUAAUGUGUAGUUUAAUGUUUGUCCAUCGAGAAAGUAAAGUUUUGUGUCUCUCUUUAAUGAGUGAGAACAAUUUUGAGGAAGUUAUGAGUUACUGUCGGUUAAAGUACCGCAUCAGUGAAGUUAUUCACUGCUGAAUCCAUUGUUAGAUUGCUGGUAUCAGGUUAUUUGUAACAUUUCAUUACAGAACCUGUCCCUUUUGGUGUGUUUAAACCCAUGUAUAACUUAGCCUUAGCAUGUAAGCAAGCAGGGCCAAUGCAUGCAGCUUGUAAUGCUAUGCUCUACUUUUGUCUUCUUCUUCCCUCCUGCAGAUCAAACUUUCAGACUUUGGGUUCUGUGCUCAGAUCAGUAAAGACGUCCCAAAGAGGAAGUCUCUGGUGGGGACUCCGUACUGGAUGGCUCCUGAAGUAAUUGCUAAAAGACCGUACGGGACCGAGGUAGGAAAAACAAUAAAUAAUCAUACUGUAAAGGCAGGAUAUGAAACAUGGUCACAGAAGGAGGUUCAGUUUAAAGACUCCUGAUUUCACUAAAACUUGGUUACAAAUCUAAAAAUCUGAUCUCAGCUUUGAUUUUGGCUAGGAAGUGUCCCAAAGGGUUGUUAGUGGUAGAAGGUUGUGUAUCACCACCAACAUUUUAGCAUCUAUUAAUCUAGCCCUAUAAAAAGAACAGUCUUGGACAGAUGCAAGCUGGACUGAUACGUUUACCUGCUUCCUGUGCCCCUCCAGGUGGACAUCUGGUCCCUGGGUAUCAUGGUGGUGGAGAUGGUGGAUGGAGAGCCACCCUACUUCAGUGACACACCAAUCAACGCCAUGAAGAAGCUGAGAGACGAGACAGCGCCGAGCGUAAAGAACAUCCACAGGGUCAGACCAAACACACUCAAGCACACCUGCUUCACUUACACACACUUCCUUGUCUUUUGUCAAAGUGAGGACACACAGCCAAAACAUGCAUUAUGGGGACCACCAUAAAGAGCUGUAAAAUAAUGCCAACUUUUUCACUCUGAGUAGCACCUGAGGUCCACCUGCUUGCCUGAGGCUCUCUGUAACAUUAGCCUCUGUCUCUAUGAGGAUUUGUUUGUAGUGCUUUUCUUAAGAACGGCCAUGAUGAGAAUUUACAGUGUAUGUGUUUGCUAACCUUCCAAAUUCUUCAUUGUCAACCACAGAGAAUGUCUGUGGGUCUUCAGCUGUAUAGUCAAAGAUACAUCUUGAGUUUUCACAAUGUUCUGGGGAUGUAAGGCUGUACACUCUUCUAUUAGGCUCCUUUAGACAAAGUUAUUUUCUCUGUCCAGGUGUCUCCAGUAUUGAAGGACUUCCUGAGCUGCAUGUUAACCCGAGACACACAGCAACGAUCCAGCGCCACAGACCUGCUGGAGCACCCGUUUCUGCUGCAGGCUGGCUCACCUCACUGCCUGGUUCCACUGGUAGAGCAGCACCGCAAACGCAUGUCCCUCUGCUGA
Molecule: messenger RNA, 5983 nt
Organism: Xyrichtys novacula (pearly razorfish)
Lineage: Eukaryota; Metazoa; Chordata; Actinopteri; Labriformes; Labridae
Source: the annotation of a GenBank genome assembly